Molecule: messenger RNA, 1804 nt
Organism: Capsella rubella
Lineage: Eukaryota; Viridiplantae; Streptophyta; Magnoliopsida; Brassicales; Brassicaceae
Product: probable serine/threonine-protein kinase PIX13
Exons: 6
Coding region: 397-1644 (415 amino acids)
Biological process (GO): protein phosphorylation
Molecular function (GO): protein kinase activity; ATP binding
Source: RefSeq, a predicted model, not a curated record
GUCUCUCUCAUCUAUCAGUGCCCAUGAUAACAAGUAACAAACAAACUCACCACAAAAUUCUUUUAACAAUAAAUAAACUUGUCAGAGAAGAAAUUUCCUCGAAUUGACAGAAGAAGAAGAAGAAGAAGAAAAAAAAGUUUAUCUUUUUCUUUCUAAUCAUUCACACCCAAUUCAAACGAUACUUGUCCGACGAUCUCUAUCCAAUCUCUUUUUCCCAUCAAUAUUGUAUUCGUUUCCUUGUAAAGUACUCUGUUUUCGCUUCACACGCCAUUUUUUUUUCUUUCUUUGACUUCCAUUAAAACCAUGCCUGACAAAGAAUUGUAUUUGAUUGUUUAAGACAGCUUGUAUUUGUUUUUGAAAGAGGGGUUUGGCUUUAAAUUUUUUUCUUUUGUUGGGAUGGGACUUUGUUGGGGAUCUUUAUCUGAUUCUCCUCCUACAACAACAACACCUUCCUCUACUGGUAACAUCAGUUCAGGGACUUUUAAGUCAUCAAACAACACGACGACUACAGGAGCAUCAAGGGGAAGUAACAUCUCUAGCAAUAGUGGGUUCUCUGUGGCAAGUGGUGAAGAUGCUUAUCCUGAGGGUCAGAUACUUCCCAUUCCGAAUUUGAGGAUAUUUACCUUAGCAGAACUUAGAGCUGCAACAAGGAAUUUCAAGACUGAGAAUGUUCUUGGAGAGGGAGGAUUUGGGAAAGUCUUCAAAGGCUGGCUUGAAGACAAGACGUCUGGGAAACAAAGCAAUGUUGGAACCGUGAUUGCUGUUAAGAAACUCAAUGCCGAAAGCUUCCAAGGAUUCGAGGAAUGGCAAUGUGAGGUAAAUUUUCUUGGAAGGGUCUCUCAUCCGAACCUUGUGAAACUAUUGGGAUACUGCUUGGAAGGUGAAGAGUUGCUUCUUGUGUAUGAGUAUAUGCAGAAAGGGAGUUUAGAGAAUCAUCUCUUUCGAAAGGGGUCGUCUGUUCAGCCGCUCACAUGGGAUAUAAGGCUUAAGAUCGCAAUAGGAGCAGCUAAAGGAUUAGCAUUCUUGCAUGCUUCAGAGAAGCAAGUAAUUUAUAGAGACUUCAAAGCUUCAAAUAUUCUACUUGAUGGGUCAUUUAACGCAAAGAUAUCAGAUUUUGGAUUGGCGAAAUUAGGUCCUUCCGCGAGUCAAUCUCACAUCACAACACGGGUUAUGGGUACACAGGGCUACGCAGCUCCAGAGUAUGUUGCUACAGGUCACUUGUAUGUAAAGAGUGAUGUUUACGGGUUUGGCGUUGUUUUGGCUGAGAUCUUAACUAGUUUACAUGCGCUUGAUCCUACUCGUCCUUCCGGGCAACACAAUCUAACGGAAUGGAUCAAGCCUCAUCUAUCUGAAAGAAGAAAACUAAGGAGCAUAAUGGACCCUCGUCUAGAAGGAAAGUACCCUUUUAAAUCCGCUUUCCGAGUCGCUCAACUUGCUCUGAAAUGCCUUGGACCCGAACCCAAGGACCGUCCAUCGAUGAAAGAAGUGGUGGAAUCUCUCGAACUCAUUGAAGCUGCUAAUGAGAAACCGUUGGAACGAAGGACUACUAAAACUCCCCCAUCCGUCCGUCAACAACAAGGCCAUUAUCGUCCGCAACACCUCUCUUCAUUUCGUCCUAGGCAUACCAUGGCUCGAGCUCGCUAGUGUUGUUUUGAAAGACACGAGAUUCUUUUUUUUUUAAUCAGAACCCAUUCGUAUGUAUUACUACUACAUGGAAUACCCAACAUAGAGAAAACAUAACAUAUGUUGUACCUGUAUUAGUGUGUAAUGUUUGCUGUGUAAUAUAAAAGCCAUUUUUCACAAA